This is a messenger RNA of Symbiodinium natans, 2058 nucleotides long. The record is from the annotation of a GenBank genome assembly. NCBI's taxonomy places the organism in Eukaryota, Dinophyceae, Suessiales, Symbiodiniaceae.
AUGACCCGCCAGAGGCUGGCUUGCGUUUUCAUUUUCAUGUUGGCGAUGAGGGACGUCUCCGCGGCACGCGAUUCCUUCCACGCGGGGAACGCCGCACAGGUCGUGGGAGCCGCUAUGAAGGAGUCCUCUGAUCGGUAUCAGCAGCAAGAGAAGGUCACCGAAGCCGGCUCCUUCUCCAUCUCGACCAUGUGGGCCCGGGGGAAGCAGAGUUCCUUGGAUUGGCUCUCCGCCAACGUCACUUUCCGUUUCAAGGAGCACGAGUCGCCUCCGUACGUCGAGAUCGAUGGCCUGGACACCAGGUACCGCAUCUUGCCCGAUGCCGUGGUGGCGAUGCAGAAGAUCGACGGCAUGGCCACCAUCUUCAUCACCGGCUGGCAGGCCUACCGUGACCACAAGGGCCGCUUCGGCUCCAGCCACUACUCCAAGGACGAGGCCCUUUGGAUCCGCACGGAGACGAAUCCCGUGGUUGGAGUGACCAACGAGAACAUCUUCUCAGAGCUCCUGCCCUUCGGCCGCGACGCCGGGCACAAGGUCUACGAGCACAAGGAGGGCGGGAAGAUCAUCCGCUACUUCAUGAACAGCCGGGGUGUGCAGAAGAUGGCAGAAGAAGACGAGGUGCAGUUUCACGCGACGAAGUCCCAGGACAUCGUGGAGCUGCAGCUGCCCGGCGAAGCCCCGAAGCAGAUGGCGAAUCCCGAUCGCGAUCUCAUGAUGUUGGUCGACGGCAUGCUGGGGGAGAUGUCCUGUAUGGGCAAGCCAAGUACCUGUGCCUUCCGCUGCUUCUACGACUCGGAGAACGAUGUCUGUGGCCCUUCCCACUUCUGCGAGAAGGUGGGCGCCGGCCCUGGGGACAACCUGGCGCCUUUCGGCAGUGUGCAGAAGUGCAAGGCCGUGGGCGGGUCAAGUCAUGAGGAUGCAGAUGGCCGCAUCGCUGAGAAGCUUGAGGACAUCAAGGGAGAUGUCUUGGACCUUACGGAGAAGUUGGAGCGGAGCCCAGCGAUCUCGGAGAGCGACUCGGGCCGAUCUUCCGUGAAGGAGACCUCGAAGCUGGUGCAGGAGGCCAACCAGAUGCUCAACAUCAUGGAGACCUUCCCGAUGCGCCUCCUUCCCGAAGCCGGGGACUUCCCCGUCGCCGCGGCGCGUGCCGCGCACACCGACAUGAAGCACUGGCGCCGCGGCCGGGACCGGCUGACCAUCCAGCAGUACCAGGAGGCUGGAAGCAAGAGCAUCUCCCAGGUGCGCGGCUCCCAGGAUUACUCCGUGCCGGCGAAGUUGCACAACACCUUGGUGGACUUCCUGAAGAAGCGUCCCGACAUGCUCAUCCGGUUCCUCAAGCACGAGACCAAGGACCAGUGCGUGCUCAGUGACGCGACGGCCUCGGACCGCGAACGCCUGGGCACCUUCGUGAACUACUACAUGUCCGUCCCUGGCUACAGCAUCAAUGACUUGAAGGACGUAACCCUGGAUCUCCCAGCACACUGCCAAGACUUCCUCGUGAGUGAAGAAGCCAUGGAUCCCGAAUCCAUAGUCCAGACCACCGAAGAGAGCCAGCAGAUCUUGUCCAACGCGACGAGCGCAAGCAGUGAAGGCGGCGUGCUGCAGGUGAAGUCCGAGCGUCUGGCUCGCGCCUUGGGCCCGGAUGGCACCAGCUUCUUGCAGGGUAGGACAGCGGCAGACUUCGCCGCCGACGAAUCUGAGAGGGCGCAGGAGGUGGUCUUCAUCAUCUUGUGCAUCGUCGUUUGCCUCGUUUGCUUCUUCUUCGCAACCGUGUUCUUCAUGAUGGGCUUUGGUUCUCUUGCCGGCUGCGUUGGAGAGAGUAGUGGUGCGAACAGUGGCCCUGGAUGCUUUGGAGCCUACUUCGUUUGCAUGAUCAUUGGCGGCUUGAUCAUGUGGGGUGCCUUUGCGAUGGCCACACCCGUGGGCAUCGCGGCGCUCAUUGGGGUCAUCGUCGUCCUCAUCGGGACGGCAGUCUAUAAGGCAGCUCAUCUCGAGAUCCGUGAGCACGAGUUCGUCAAGCCGCCGCCGAAGUGGAAGGCAGUCGCUCAUCUCGCCAUGUGA